AUGAAUGCCAAACAACUUACCAAGAUAGAGGAGUACAGUUCACAGGUGACACCUGAAUCGGAUGAGAUGUGGCAAGAUCUAAUCAUUAAGGAGUUUCCUAAUAGACCUGCGGAUCCUCAUCCUAAGGGAGAUGAUUAUAUGCCCUAUAAGUCAUUAUUUGAUCGAUACUUUGACGAAAGAAACGCUUUGAGGAACGAUUCUGCUGCUCGACUUCGAAGUAUCAACGAAAGAUUGAAGAAGGAGAAAUCUGCAAAGUCUAUAGUUGCAGUGAGUCAAAUGGUCCGUGAUCCGACUGUUAGAAGACGUGGUACCUUUUUACAAGGGGGAACCUCCACCAAUGGGUUUGCCCCAUUUUCAGGGAAUAAAAAUAGCAUACUUUACAAGGCCAAAAGAGAGUUACAACAUCGGCAGUUGAUGUUUCCUAAGAAAACUUCUCGAGGGAUGAUUCAUCCCAGAAGGGGCUACACUUCUUCUACGAAUAGUGUCGUACCAAAUGCUGAGUACCGGAUGCCAGUUUUACCUUAUCCUUCUGCUGCUCCUCGACAGAGUAAUAGUGAUUAUUAUGUGUCAAGAUAUUACAGACAGCCACCUACAACAGUGAAGCCACAUCAUAACACAAUUGCAUUAGAUAUACAAAAGAGUACACAUCAUAAAGAGCUGCCAACAGAAGAGAGUACUUCGCAAAUGCACUCGAUGGUGCCCAGAGAAUCCAGUGCUAAUGAUGAUAGUAAUAGUGGAUCUGAUACUACAAACGACGUUCUUCAGGAAGAACUGCGCGAUUCUACUUCACAAAUGCCACCAAUUGGUGAUAAUGUAAUUCUGCCCAAACGUAUUCUGGCACCAAGAAAGCGAAGACCUGAAGCAUCGAUUUUCUUACCCAAAAAGAGACAAGUCACUCCACCUUUUAUUCCAAAACAAACACACAAGAAGAACCCCAUACCUCUUCCAAAGCCUUCAACCGAGUCACAAAUUAAGAAGAUCAAGUCUUCUAUAUUCAAUUAA
Molecule: messenger RNA, 1002 nt
Organism: Lizanozyma spartinae
Lineage: Eukaryota; Fungi; Ascomycota; Pichiomycetes; Serinales; Debaryomycetaceae
Gene: ELA1
Product: elongin A
Exons: 1
Coding region: 1-1002 (333 amino acids)
Biological process (GO): transcription elongation by RNA polymerase II
Cellular component (GO): elongin complex; nucleus
Source: RefSeq, a predicted model, not a curated record